GGGUUGAAGGUUCUUGAAAUGAGUAUGAUAUUGAUGAGCUUUUGCCUCGUGAUUGUUCUGAAUCGCUUUCGUUCGGUUUCUUGUUUGUGGGUUUGUGCUGUGGCUUCAACGCGAGCUACCAAAGACCUCAAAUGUUGUCGUCUUGAAUCUUUUGUGCAAUUUCGCGUUGGCCAGUCGCAGUACUUCCUCCUUAUUCCAGUUAAACUCUGUCAAGGUUUUCACCUAGCUAGUGAGCUGUUAUUGACAUCGGGUUACUUUGCUGUCCUGUUUGCUAUGUUAUCCUAUCUUGCUUCUAUUUUUGUGCUGAUCUUCACAUAGUCAAGCAUGGAACGUGUCUGAGAGGAAUCUCGUGCUGGGGAGCUGCUCGACAGAGGAGGAGGAUGCCCAGAGAGUGUGCGGAGAAGAGCCAGAACCUGCAAAAUCUCACUCAGCCGAAUAUUGUCAAAGUACAGGGAAUGCUCUCAAAGAUAUAGUGCACUGGAUUCAUUCAAUGGAGAAUUCUUUUCAGAAACUGAAGGAACUGGUGGAGCUUGCAAUUAUUCACUCUCCCCACCUUGGAAGGGUUGGUGCUAGAUCUAUAGGAAAAAAUGAUGUGAGGAAUUUACGGCUUCAAUUUCAAACCAAACUGUCGGAUCCUCUGUUUACUGGAAGGAAACUACGAGGAGUUGGGGGUGCUCGCAUUUCUGUUGCAUUGAUCGAUGCGAAUACAGGGGAUGUUGUUACAUCAGGCCUGGAAUCCUCCAUUAAGUUGGACGUCGUCGUGCUUGAAGGUGACUUCAACAAAGAUGAUGAGGAUGACUGGGCUCAUGAAGAGUUCGAGAACUUCGUGGUUAAAGAGCGUCAACAAAAGGGGCUGCUUUUGACGGGGGAUCUCCAAGUGACGCUCAAUGCAGGUGUUGGGGAGCUGGGAGAACUGAUAUUUACUGACAAUUCUAGCUGGAAUAGGAGUAAAAGAUUUAGGAUAGGGCUUAAGAAGGCAUCCGGUUAUUGUGGGAAUACGCGAAUCAGAGAAGCCAAAACAGAUGCCUUCCGUGUCAAAGAACAUAGAGGAGAAUCAUCCAAGAAACAUGAUAUACCUGCAUUCGAGGAUGAGAUCUGGAGGUUGAAGAUGAUUGCCAAGGAUGGGAAAUAUCACCGAAAACUGAGUGAAGUUGGAAUACAUAAAGUGGGGGACUUUCUACUUCAAUUGUUUACGGACCCCAUGAAACUGAAAGAGAUUCUUGGAAUGAGCCCAAAUUCGACGAACUGGGAUACCCUUGAAAAUCAUGCAAAGAGUUGCAAGAUAAAUUGGAAACUUUAUUUGUACUAUACUGAUGGCACGAAGAAGCAUGGUGUUGUAUUCAACACUGAUCAUCAGCUAAUUGGCCUAAUCAAAGAUAGAGUAUAUUGUGCUUCUGAUGGACUUUCUGCUGAUGAUCUGGAACAUGGAGAUACAAUCGUGAAAAAGGCCCUUGGUAACAAGAAUGAUGUUACAGAGUUCAACGGUGAAACCUUUUCCCCUUCAAUGCAAAAGGAGAGCUCGAGCUCCAUUCCAUGCAAAGUAAUUGAAGGAAAAAUUGAAAAUCUCACCCCUGUUCAAAGUAAUUUGGCUCCACGAGUCUGGGCUGCUGCAGGUGGUUCGGAAGCUCCUCUGGCAAAUGUGGGCUUGACUGCUGAAGUUCUUUCUCCAGGACAUGAUGGUGCAACUGCUUUGGCAUUGCCAGUACAGUUGCAAAAUACCAAUUCUGGAAAUGCUAUGAAGCUUUCGGCUGAUGAAAGUGUUCAUCUCGCUGCACAGAGGCCCUUGAAUGUUCUAAUUUCUCAGGGAGAGAUCCAUUCUUCGAGGCAAAUGGACUAUACGGUGAAUGAGAAUGGUCCCCCCUCCGAACCACCCACUGCCUUAAUAUUAGGCUUCCAAUCUAGCAGUACCCUUUCUCAUCCUCAAGGCAAUUAUGGGGUGGAAGGUUUCCAAUCAAUUGAUUCAGAUGAUAUUUUGGGGAACUCGUGGCCUGAUGACCCAGCAUCAUCUGAGUUUUGCUUGCACCUUCCGUUCUUACCUGUAAUACUCGGGAUACAAAAAAUAAAGAAAAGAAAAGGAAAGGUUGAAAAGUCAACAAGAGGGGAAGAAGACCGAGAGUUUGCAAAAAGAGAUGGGAAGAGAGAACCGAAAGACGGGGAAAGAAAGACAAAGAAGAACAAGAAGAAGGAAGAAAGAAGAGCACUCGCCAUGGAUGUCUCGCCAAGCCAACUCAAUUGCAUAGCGCAAUGCUCGGUCUUUUGGUUAGCAGCUAGUAGAACAAGAGCGUUAUCGAUGAGGACUUUUGGAAGUGGACUUUGGAUACGGUUCGAGGAUACAUUCUUCAAGAAAUGGCCAUGUCACUCCCAUCCCUAUAGUUUUUGGGGUGUGACGUCAUCAUAUCGUGAUGGUUUUGUUAAAGAUACUAGGAAAGGUGUUAAUGCCUGGCUCAAGAUAGAUAAAGGUAGAGUUGCAAUGGGGUAUCUUCGUCAGGAAGAUGGUCAUGGAGAGACAAGUCAAAAUGAUGUAGUUAGUCAAGGCUUGAUUUGACUCAUUCUUAAUGUUGUGUUGGUAGGAUGAUUCUUUGUUUACUGUUUAAUGGAAUUGAUGGGAUUCUUUA
Molecule: messenger RNA, 2615 nt
Organism: Eucalyptus grandis
Lineage: Eukaryota; Viridiplantae; Streptophyta; Magnoliopsida; Myrtales; Myrtaceae
Product: calmodulin-binding protein 60 C-like
Exons: 10
Coding region: 491-2545 (684 amino acids)
Biological process (GO): regulation of salicylic acid biosynthetic process
Cellular component (GO): nucleus
Molecular function (GO): DNA-binding transcription factor activity; sequence-specific DNA binding; calmodulin binding
Source: RefSeq, a predicted model, not a curated record